AGGGUGCUUGCUAUACACCCCUUAGCCGCCGCCCCGGUAACUAGUCGGAGUCGGAGUCGGGGUCUUGAUAGAAGCUAGGAUGGAAAAUCGUCAUGCCAAAGACAUGGGUGGGUAUUGGAGUUCUCCUUGCCAGGAUUUCUGUCAAUCGCACUUACUGUGUCAGACUAUAGAAUCAAAAGUGGUAGCCGUCCUACUGUAGUCAGGAUGGUAUAAAUAAUCACUAGUCUACUUUUUUUCUUUUUCAUAUUUUCACUCAUAACCUACCUAUUCGGAGAGCCGUUAUCUGCUUAAUUCGGAUCCUUCCAGCUUGGGCUUCUGCAAGUUAUGUCUAACUUUCGUGUCAUCAUAUUGGGCGCAGGACCCGCGGGUCUCUUCACUGCGCAUGGUUUGACCGCAGCUGGUAUCGAUUAUGUAGUCCUUGAGAGACAACCAGAGAUCGUGCGAUACAAAGGGGCGCUAAUCGUACUAUGGCCACCUCUCCUACGACUCUUAGACCAGUUGGGAAUAUACGAGUCGGUCAAGCAGCUCUCAACACCUCUUCCUUCUCAAACAAAAUUUACUCAUAGUGGCGAACCCUUAUGUGGUGGCGACGCCUUCGUAGCCCUAGAACAUGAACUUGGGUACCCUACCCUAGGGCUUUCCCGUGGUAACCUUAUUCGCACUCUUUAUGAGACUUUGCCAGAACGCGCAACAAAAGUGAGGGCAAAUGCAAAUGUGGUAAACAUCGAGACCCACAAGGACGGUGUACGAGUACACCUUGCAGACGGUAGUGGGAUAGAUGGCUCGAUAGUGAUUGCAGGAGAUGGAGUGCAUAGUCCGACUCGGGAGCUCAUUCAGCGCCUUCGGCAUGAUUCAUCCGCGACAGGAGACCUGAAGCCCACAGAUCCAAUGGUUGCAAAUUUCAUGUCACUCUUCGGCCAUACUAGGAGUGACCGAACUGAUAUUGCGAUGGGCGAUUUUGCCGAAUCGCACGGACCCGGAAUUGCCUCGCAAUCCGCGCGGCUGCGUGAUGCCAUAUACUUCACGGUUGUCAAGCGGUUAGAAAAACCAGUAUCUGACAAGCGAAGUUUCACGACGGAGGAAAUCAACAAGUUUGCGCAAGAGAUGUCCGACGUGACAGUAUUCCCUGGAGUAAAGCUGAAGGAGAUAUGGCCUCUGCGCGAAGAGACAAAUGCCGUACUGCUUCAUCAAGAAGAGGGCAUGGCGGAGAAAUGGCACCAUGGUCGAAUCGUGCUCGUGGGCGAUGCUGCUCACAAAAUGACUAGCAUGAAUGGGCAAGGAGCCUUGUCUGCCAUCCUUUCUGCUACCGUGCUAAUCAACAGCCUACGGGCGACACUAAAGAAGAACCCGAGGCCGAGUACCCAAGAGCUGGAGAUGGCGUUUACGCAGUAUGAAACAUCGCGUAAAGGGGCGGUCAAGCCCGUCCUUGACCUAGGUGUGUUUAUAUCACGCUUCAUAACAUGGAUGGGCGAGGAGACGGAGGCUAUGGAUCGGGAAGUAAGUCGUGAUCUGAACCUGGUAGAGGACUCAUUGAAAAAGUUGUUACCACUGUUCACCCCCAGCCCGAUCUUCGACUUUUUACCGUUCGAAGGGAAGCAGGGCCAUACCCCGUGGGAAGUGGACAGCAAGCCGCCGAUUCGCGCCCGGCUUUAAGGGUUAUAUGGUCUCAGGAGGACCAAGAUUCGGCUUCGUGCUGUAGUUCAAUAUAUUCAAGAAUUGCAGUCUUUGUUAGUAUAGCGAAA
Messenger RNA from Xylaria bambusicola, 1742 nucleotides. RefSeq lists its product as uncharacterized. The record is from RefSeq and is a predicted model, not a curated record. NCBI's taxonomy places the organism in Eukaryota, Fungi, Ascomycota, Sordariomycetes, Xylariales, Xylariaceae. Bases 325 to 1653 code for a protein of 442 amino acids. The transcript has 2 exons. Gene Ontology annotation, molecular function: FAD binding.